Molecule: messenger RNA, 1446 nt
Organism: Neltuma alba
Lineage: Eukaryota; Viridiplantae; Streptophyta; Magnoliopsida; Fabales; Fabaceae
Product: UPF0481 protein At3g47200-like
Exons: 1
Coding region: 1-1446 (481 amino acids)
Source: RefSeq, a predicted model, not a curated record
AUGACUCCGCCAGACCGGUCAUGCAACUCAUUUGAUAGAGCAACAACCCCAUCAAAUUCGCUAUUCAAUUUGCAGAGUAGCUUCGCUAGACUCGAAGAUGAAAAGCUCAGCUUUAAAGAGAUGAAGGCCAAACUUGAGGAGGCAAAGCGAACUCCUGGAAGGGGGAACCGUCCGUGGGAGGAUGGCCAAACUCUAAAUGCCCCUCCCAAGAUACAAAAAGUUCAACCUUAUCUUCGAAAUCGGCCGGACUUUGCCAAGUACUACUCCCCCAAGCUGGUCUCAAUCGGGCCCAUCCAUCGUAAAGAUACCCAAGAAAAUCUCAAGCAAGGAGAGCACUACAAGAUGAUAUGGGCAGCAAUGUACCUUGAAGAUACCGCCCAAAGUGCUGAAUGCUUAUUUGCAGAAAUUCGGAGGAGGCUCCCGGCACUGAAGCAGCUCUACACCGAGGACGCCAUUGAAGACUUCCUGGAUAAGGACGAGGAGCUUGCUUGGAUAUUCCUCAUGGAUGGAUGCGCCGUACUUCGAUUCAUCCAACAAGCGGACAGUAACUGUCCAGAGGUAGACCUGAAGGUCAAAAUAGAUCAGCUGGUCCUUGUGCAGCAGGAUCUGCUCUUGUUGGAGAACCAACUUCCCUAUGAACUACUCAAGCUGCUGAGCAAGGGAGGGGAGACAGAGUUGAAGGAGUACACAGUAAAGUUUUUGCAACGGCAUCAGAUGACCAGGAUCAUCGGCGUCGACAAGCCACCUCGACAGGCGGAAAUAACUGUGGAUCACCCAACUCAUUUGCUGCAUCUUCUGCGCCAAUACAUCGUGGGUGAUCUUGAUCGUAAUAGCAGUGAAGAUAGGGAAGGCACUGGAUCGGGAUUCCCAAAGUUUCCAACUUACAGGAACAUACAGGAGCUUAAAGCAGCAGGGAUUUCGGUAACCAAGGGAAAUAUUUGUACAACACUCACAGAUAUCCGUUUCGAUUGUGCAAUGACUUGGAAGGGUUUUGGGAGACUCCAGCUUCCCAAGCUGGUCGUGGACGACUCUACCCUUCCUACGUUCUUGAACUUGAUAGCGUACGAGAUGUGCCCAGAUUUCCUGAACGGCUACGGGAUCAGCUCCUACGUAGCAUUUUUGGAUUCCCUAAUUGACCAUGCAGGGGAUGUCAAAGAUCUGAGGAAAGAGGAGGUUCUGCACAACGCACUCGGCAGCGACGAAGAAGUAGCCAAACUCUUCAAUACUAUAAGCACCGACUUGGUGCCCGACACCGAAAGAUAUGGGAAAAUAAGACGGGACCUGGAGAAGCGUUACGAUACGAUGUGGAUGACAUGGGUGGCUCAAGCUAUCCACGAUUUCAGCAAGCCAUGCCCCUUUCUUAGCUUCGUUGCUGCUUUGAUUGCGCUUUGUCUCACUUCAGUCCAGACAUGGUUCACUGUGCACCCUCCUCCUUCUAAUGCUUAG